Peronospora matthiolae is the source of this 144-nucleotide messenger RNA. The record is from the annotation of a GenBank genome assembly. NCBI's taxonomy places the organism in Eukaryota, Oomycota, Peronosporomycetes, Peronosporales, Peronosporaceae.
AUGGACUCGGGCACUUUGCGGCGCCUUGAGAUGAAAAACUGCGAGGACGACAGAGUAUGGGAGACGAACACCUCACAUUCCGAGCCUGACAAAUUGAUGGACUUUGGCAUUUGUCCGUACGAGGCAUGCGGGUACGUUGCGUAG